AUGGUGUUGUUUGGCAAUAAAUAUCAGUAUUUUGGUGUAAUUUCGGCUAGGUCAUCGUUUCCAAUAACAUUUGAUAUUGUAAUAUUCCAACCAAAAUAUCUUGGAAGAUUAUUAGUAUAUUAUGUGCUACUUCCUAUUAUUUUAAAUAUAAAAUCAAGAUCUCACCUACUACAAUAUUUGCAAGGGCGAAUGGUAAAAUUGGUUCCGCUGUGCUCUACUUUAACAACAUUUCUUGAAAAACAAGGUGAUUAUUUUAAAAAAAUAUGUCAGUCCAUGGCUUUAAAUGUUUUUAAUAUAACAUUCGUCGUUACCUUUUAG
Vittaforma corneae ATCC 50505 is the source of this 318-nucleotide messenger RNA. RefSeq lists its product as uncharacterized. Lineage: Eukaryota; Fungi; Microsporidia; Nosematidae. Bases 1 to 318 code for a protein of 105 amino acids. The transcript has a single exon. The record is from RefSeq and is a predicted model, not a curated record.